This is a messenger RNA of Dicentrarchus labrax (European seabass), 2658 nucleotides long. RefSeq names its product UDP-GlcNAc:betaGal beta-1,3-N-acetylglucosaminyltransferase 2a (gene b3gnt2a). The record is from RefSeq and is a predicted model, not a curated record. The transcript has 3 exons. Gene Ontology annotation, molecular function: hexosyltransferase activity. Bases 413 to 1636 code for a protein of 407 amino acids. Lineage: Eukaryota; Metazoa; Chordata; Actinopteri; Moronidae. Gene Ontology annotation, cellular component: membrane.
GCAACCCUCGGGAGAUACGCACACUCUUUCAGCAGUCUACCUCUCCACCUUUCUCCUCCCGGGGAGCAGACGGUAGUUUUAUCUGUCCGAGGGUCGACGAGGGGUUCUGGUGUCACUGAGUCCAGUAUUUUAAGGAGGAUUGGAUCGAGUCCGGGUCUGCAGAGCGCGCCGGCUGCAGGAUGAGGAAGGCGCUGUAGUUCAGGUGCAGCCUGUUGAUCGGCUCUGGACUUCCCUUUUAUUUCACAACCAGGACGCACGGAGCCGAGCUGACAGUUCCAGAUGGCUCCAGAAAAACCAACCUGGUUCUUCUCGGAGACGUCCUUCUCCACCCUGCAGCUCACCCCGCUGAGGCCAGGAAGGGUCUGGAUCUCCACCAGACCCAACUGACAGAUCCUCUCCACACCAGUCACAGAUGCCGCGAGGAGGCAACAUGCCUGUGGUUCGCAGGAGGGCGAACGCGCUCUGCGUGCUGAUGAUGCUCAAUGUCUUCAUCUGCGUUCUGAUGGGCGUGUCGUGGAACCUCAGGAACAACAAGAGUAACCGCCACAAGGUUCACAUCCCGACUGAGAGGUUUUGGCACCAACAGGUAGUGAGCAAAUCCUUCUGGAACAAGGAGCAGCAGCGCCUGGACUUCAUUUACAACCCCAACGUCAACUCUGUGCUCUCCAGCGACUCUCCAAUUGAGCUGCCGGAUUGGCUGAAUGACACCGGGCCGCUCAACCCUUGUGAACCAGAUUACAGAGUCCCCACACAAAUCUCGGACUACAACUCCCUCCCGCAGCGAUUCCAGGAUUUUCUUUUGCACAUGCGCUGCCGGACAUACCCCCUGCUGAUUAAUCAGCCGCAUGUUUGUGAUGAAAAACCCUUCUUGCUGCUGGUGGUCAAGUCACUGAUCCCGCAUUUUGAGCGGCGGCAGGCCAUUCGUGAAACAUGGGGGCGAGCGGGUGUCUUCGCCAAUCGGACUGUGGUGACGGUGUUCCUGCUAGGCAACACCUUGUCGUUGGACCACUUCCCAGACCUGCUGGGGAUGCUCAGCCACGAGGCAGAGCUUCACAAAGACGUCCUCCAGUGGGACUACAGGGACACCUUCUUCAACCUGACCCUGAAGGAGGUCCUCUUCCUGGGGUGGUUCAGCCAGAACUGUCCCCACGCCCAGUACAUCCUCAAGGGGGACGAUGAUGUCUUUGUCAACACCUUACGGAUUAUUGACUUCCUGGAAGGCCUGUCAAAGAACAAAGCCAAGGAUUUGUUCAUAGGCGAUGUUAUCAGCAAAGCCGGUCCACACCGAGACCGGAAACUCAAGUACUUUGUCCCAGAGAGCGUGUUUGAGGGGUUGUACCCGCCUUACGCAGGAGGCGGUGGAUAUCUGUACUCUGGGGAGUUAGCGCUUCGCCUUCACAACAUAUCUCGGCAGGUAGUCUUGUAUCCCAUUGACGACGUCUACACAGGGAUGUGUCUGGAAAAGCUGGGCCUGGUUCCUGAGAAGCACAAGGGCUUCAAGACUUUUGACAUUGAGGAGAAGUACAGGUCCAACCCCUGCAUCUACAGGAGCUUGAUGCUGGUUCACAGCCGGACGCCGCAGGAGAUGUUGACGAUCUGGCCGUGGAUUAUCAGCCCUGAGCUGGACUGCCAGUGAAACAUCUUUGUUCAACGAUUGUUUGCACUGUUCACUUGUCAUUUCAACAACCAAGCGAAAGCUCUGUAUUUUAAAGUUUCACAGUGUUUUCAAGUCUGUUGUUUUCUUUUCCAUGAGCUGUAUGUAAAAGAAAGCAUUUGGUGAAUGACUGCUCCAGAACCUGAAUUUGCAAAUAUUAGCAUGAUAGAAUGUGUACGCAAUACCUCUAAAGUCCUUUAAUUCUUGCACGCACAGUGACUGUACACAAAUGUUAGUGUUGGUAUGUAAACGUGUUAGCUUAUGCCAUGUUAGCAGGCAAAUGUUAGCAUCUAAUACCAUGUCCACAUCGAGUGUGCAACAUUAUACUUCUACUCCACUACACCUCAGGAGGAAAUAAUAUACUUUUUACUCCACUACAUUUGCCUGGCAAAUUUACUUUUCAGAUUAUAGUUUUUCAUGCCUUUAGUGUCCAGUGAAAACCACGUAUCUCCAGAUUGUGUGAAUGUUUGUGAUAGACUGAAGUGUUCCUUUAUGGAUUGAGAAAAUUCUUCUUCAAGUAAAUAAACAAUUUAAAAUCCCCUUUGGAUUAGCUGGAAAAUGCAUCGUUACAAAGCUGAAAAAUGGCUCCGGGUUCACACGCAUCCUGGAAAGUCUGGAAAUUUAGAGACUAGUUUUUAAGAUUUAAGAUUUAAUUUAAAAUUAUUAAAAUGACCAAAUAUCCUGGAAAUGAAUAUCUUGUCCUGGAAAACUUUAAUUGUAUGUCAGCCCGACUCAGAUCACAUAAAUCUGGGUGAGUUAGUUGCUGUUGAUUCAAUGUCAGUCAAAAGUUGUUGCAGCGACCUUUUGGCAUCAGGUCUACUUUGGAAAUGCUCUCAGAUCUACAAUCAUACAGCCUGUUAUCAAUGAUCAAAUUUACAUUUGUUGUUUGUGGUUGAUCAGUGUUAAUUGUACGUCCAACGAAAGCAUAUACUUUGUUAUACUUUUUUUUAUAGGCUUAUAGGUGAAAAGAUGGAUUUUCUGUAAAAUAAAAUAAUUUUACUUGA